Molecule: messenger RNA, 7491 nt
Organism: Peromyscus californicus insignis
Lineage: Eukaryota; Metazoa; Chordata; Mammalia; Rodentia; Cricetidae
Gene: Wdr70
Product: WD repeat domain 70
Exons: 4
Coding region: 5803-6258 (151 amino acids)
Biological process (GO): regulation of DNA double-strand break processing
Cellular component (GO): nucleus; site of double-strand break
Molecular function (GO): protein binding
Source: RefSeq, a predicted model, not a curated record
GGAAGGGAAAGGGAGGAGGAGCUGCGGACGCCCGAGCGGGCCUGGGGACGCUUGCGGCUCUGCGGCGCGGCGGUGACCCCGCGCGAGCCGAACCCUGGCCUUGAGCCCCACCCCCGAGUUGGAAUGCGGCGACGACGGCUGUGUAGGAGUGCACACAUCCGUUACCAUAGUGCCCUAAAGACUUCUGACAGUAGUUAGAAAUUGGUCCCUGGUUGGGGAAACAGGUUACCUGGGAGCCAAAAUUUCACAGCAUUCCGAAACAGUGGGGGUAAAUGCAAGUUCCUUAGAGUUUUCCCGAUGUGCGUGUCUCUGUCAUUGGCUUUGGGGCCCGUCAUCGUGGCAUUUUGGGGUUGGAAGGUCAGGGAGGUGGGGUGUCUUUCGCCUUGAAUGUAAUAAUACUGUAUUAGGAGGCUGAGGCAAGAGGAUUGCUGUGAGUUCGUUCACAAGGUGAGUUCCAGGUUAGCAUGGUGUACAGAGUGUAAUCCAGUCGCGAGGGUAGGGGUGGGGGUGGGGAGAUAGGUCAUGCCUAUAAUCCCAGAAUUUGGGAAGUAGAAGCAGGAGGAUAAGGAGUUGAAGAUCAUCCUCAGCUACGUCUCAAGUUUGUAGUAAGCCUAUGAAAUUUGAGUCUCUGUCUCAAAAAAAAAAAAAAAUGUCUACUGUGUCAGGCAUCAUGCCUACCCUUGGGAAUAUCAAACUAAUACACUUUUGUCCUUUGAAGCAGUUGAUACAGACAAAGUAAACGUGUCAUGAAGUCCAGGCAUAGAGGCACACACCUCUAUUGGAAGCCAGCCUGGGCUAUGUAGUGAGACCUGUCUCAGAAACAAAAAGAAAAUGAAAAUACUAUAAUGAUAGGCUCUGUUGUAGAUUUCCUAUUGGGGAAUAUAUAUAUAUAUAUAUAUAUAUAUAUAUAUAUAUAUAUAUACACAUUUCAGAGGAGCAAUUAGAGAGAAGAAAGACUGUCCCCAACAGAAGGAAACUUAAGUAGACAAGGCAACCACCCACCUGCUCAGGGUGUUGUCCCCCAUGUCCUUUUGUCCGACUGUCCAUGUCCUGUGUCCCGCCCCGUCCAGUCCCAUCCCAUCCCGUGUCCCCUUGCACUAGGGUUUCUCUGUGUAGCUCUGGCUUUCCUGGAACUUGCUCUGUGGACCAGGCUGGCCUCCAACUCACAGAGACCCAUCUGCCUCUGCCUCCGGAGUGCUGGGAUUAAAGGCGUAUGCCACCAACACUGCAUGGCUUUUUUUUUUUUUUUAAGAGACUGGGUUUGACUGUGUCUUGAACUCACAAUGUAUUCAAAUUUACAAUCCCCCUACCUCAAGGACCAGAAUAGCUGUGAUUACAAGCAUCAUCUAACACACCCAGUCCAAAACAUUUUUAAACUUACAGGACUUUGCAAAGGUGUCUUGUUUGUUUGUUUGUUUGUUGGUGUGUGUGUGUAUGUGUGUGUUUUGAGACAAGGUUUCUCUUUGUAAUAACACUGGCUGUCCUAGAAGUCACUCUAUAGACCAGACUGGAGUCCAACUCACAGAUAUCCACCUGUCUCUGCCUCCCAAGUGCUGGGAUUAAAGGUGUGUGCUACCACUGCCCAGCUUUCUUAUUGUUUUAAUACUGCAGUCCUUAGGCUUUCUGCUAAUUCCUGUCAAUUGUAUAUGUACUGGGGAAAUCAGCCUGCUGAAGGAGAGAUACUUUGAGUCCUGUUUGAUUUGAAAAAAAAAAAAGAUUUAUUUUUAUUUAUGUGUAUGUGUGUCUAUGUGAAUAUAUGUCAUGUGUGUGUGUGUGCGGACAUGGAGACCAAAAGAAGGCAUCUGACACCCUGGAUCUGGAGUUACAGGCAGAUGUUAAUCCCAGAGAUGGGAGGAGAAGGACCACUAACCCAAAUCAUAAUGACCAAAUCAAUUAGAGCAAGCAAUUAAUUAAUUAAAACAAGCUUUUUUAUUCAUGUACACAGGCUGCCUGCCUUUAAUGCGGGGUUUGAGAGGUCAGCACUGGAUGUGAGGAAGACAAGGCUUUUAUAGAUUAAGGCAAGGAGGUUUCCAAAUGGGGGAUUUGGCAGGGAAAAUAAAUGGGGUUGCAGGAGCAGAACGUAAGUGUAACAAGUUAGUCCCUCCUGAAACAAAGACAUGGGUGCAAGAUGGGCAAAAGAAGGUAGUCAUAAUCAUAAUAGGGUAGUCACAUAGCAAAGGUAGGGCUCAAGGUGGUUAUAAACUUUUUGAAACAAAGAUAUUUUAUUUUAAAAACGGUGGGAAGGAGUCAUAGCGUACAACAGAGCCUAUGUGGGAAGUUUAUGGAGGGGAGGGGAUGAGAAGGAGGAGAGAAGAGACGGAGACCAGUUCCUGGGGAUGAGAGUGAGGGAAGAGAAAGAGACAGGAGGUGGGCAAGGCCCGCCUUUUAUAAGGAAACAUGGCGAAUGCGCACAGGGGUUGCUCUUAGUGGCUGCAGCUGAGGAGAUAUCCUAUCAGGACCCUAAGGACAGGCCAGUACAGAUGCCUAAAUGCUAACAUUCUCCCCUUUUGUUUAUUAUAAAAAGGUGAGGAGUUAGAACGGGGUAGCAGGUGAGGCGGGAUGAGGGCGCCAUGUUCUCUAGACUGCUUCCUGCUGACCUGGGGGCAUCAGUCAUCUUUGGGGGACCUGAGAGAGCUGGGGUGCUGGCUAGGGUAGUUGACUGUUUCACUUCACUGUCCAGGCUCUAUGGAACUAUCUGGUGCUGCUUGGAUCUGGCAUGAUGCUGUUCUUGCUCGAGCUGGAUCCAAGUUGACUCCCUGAAGCUCACAAGAAGUCGUGAUGAGGUCUAUAGCCAAAAAAUGGAGGAGAGCCACGUGGUUACUAUUAAUAGUUACAUGCAAAUACACACAGAAUUAAACAGGAGUUGAGUUAAUAAGUGUUGCCUAAAGAUCAGGGAACAGAACAAGCCACUACAUUAGACAUAGAGGCUAGGCAGUGGUGGCACAUACCUUUAAUCCAAGCACUUGGGAGGCAGAAAUCUGUCUGGAUCUCUGUGAGUUCAAAGCCACCUGGAUUACAUGAGAUUGACUCAGUCUAGAAGAGAAAACAGAGCCAGGCAGUGGUAGUUACCCUGAAUGACAAACACCUUAUCCACUGAGCCAUCCUGUAAACCCAAGGAACACAUUAUCUUCACCAAUCAGAGAGUACAGACUAACCUUGAAGGACUUUCCUUCUUGCCCAGUGGGUAGAGACUGAAAUGGUUUACUGUCUGUCCCUGCCCAUCUGAUGAAUCACCGAGUGUUCAGAAAAACUAAUUUUUUUUUUUCCCGAGACAGGGUUUCUCUGUGUAACAGUCCUGGCUGUCCUGGAACUCACUCUGUAGACCAGACUGGCCUUGAACUCACAGAGAUCCACCUGCCUCUGCCUCCCAAGUACUGGGAUUAAAGGUGUGCGCCACCACUGCCUGGCUCAGAAAAAUUAAAAUUCUAAUGUGCCCCAUUUUAUCUUUUGACACACCUUUGCUUUUGCUUCAUCACUCAAAUUAAUAGAUAUAGUGAAAUAACUCCCAAAUUAUAACUUAGAAUUAUUUAUGAAAUCGUUUUAAUCUCAUGGCAGUCUUAAGCAGGUCUGCUGAUUGCACUGGGAAUCACUGCUUGCGUAGCUUCCUGUUUUGAUUAAUGAAUACAUUCAUUCUCUUCAAGAUAAUUAAAAAUUGCCCAUUACACUUUACAGUUAUGUUUAUGAAGUUGUUUCACACAAACACAACAUCAAUAGUUUAAUGUGGAGGCUGCUGGUACCAAAAUUAUUGUCUCUAUCAUUUAUUGUGAGCAAAACCAUCUUUUUGUGAUGUUUAUGGUGAUGGGCAUCAAUUCCAACUGGGUGAUGGAAUAGCUAUUGCCUAGUUUUCUUUUCCCUCAAGAGCUUUGCAGUUUAAAGUUUAAUAAAGUUUAAAGUUUCAUCUUCUUGACUACUGAGGAACUGAAAUAGCUAUUUCUGAGUGUAAGGUUAUGGUUAUAUCACGAACUUCAUUCAUAAAGUUCUACUCUACUAAUCUGUGCUCAAGGAAGAGAUAUUACUAUUAGUAAUAUUUUAAUGUAGGCAAAAUAAAUUAGCCUUACUGGUUGUAGUUCAGGGUGACUUUGGUGGUUAGUAAUCUCUUGAGACAGACACAAACCUUGUUGCUACAAAUUAUAUACAUCUUGCACAAAGGAAAAGUAACUAUUGCCUUCAGAACUAUUUUUUUAAGAUUUAUUUAUUGAUUAUGUAUACAGUGUUCUGUCUGUAUGCCUGCAGGUCAGGAAAGGGUGCCAGAUCUUGUUACAGAUGACUGUGAGCCACCAUGUGGGUGCUGGAAAUUGAACUCAGGACUUCUGGAAGAACAGUCAGUGCUCUUAACUGCUGAGCCAUCUCUUCAGCCCCAGAACUAUUUCUUUUUAUUAAUUCAUUUAACAAGUGCUCAGACUGCCUGCCCAGCGAUUGUACUAGGAAGAAAGACUAAGUUAUCACAUGGUAGGCGGACUUUAUUUAGUUGGAGGUGUAUGAAGGUCUACAGAUGUUUACAAGAGCAUGUGAGGUUUAAUUUGAUCACUGGAUGAGGAUGAAUGGUAGAAUCAAGGGCCCAGAGCUUGGUGAAGAGUCAGAGAUUCCAGAACACUGUGUUCUGGGGUUGCUUAUUGCACUGGAUGGCUGAUCCAGUUGAAAAUGACAAAGUUGGAAUGGAAAGGUUUUGGAAGCCAUGCUAACUUUUUGUUUUGUUUUUUAUUUUUGUUUUUCGAGACAGGGUUUCUCUGUGUAGCUUUGCGCCUUUCCUGGAACUCACUCUUUAGCCUAGGCUGGCCUCAAACUCACAGAGAUCUUCCUGGCUCUGCCUCCCAAGUGCUGGGAUUAAAGGCAUGGGCCACCACUGCCGGCUUGUUUUUUUUUUUUUUUUUUUUUUUAAUUUGUAUUUUUGGUGCUUGAGGUCCAACAAACAGCAUUGUCUAUGCUCAGCAGUCACAGACUUACAGUUCCACCUUAUUAACAAGUUUGCCUUUUAUUCCAAGGACAAUGGAAACAUUAGAUCAUCAUUACCGUUUAAGGUGUACAGAUAAACAAAACGGAAAUAGAGAUAGGACAUUAAUAGUGGAGCUCAUGAGUAAAUUUUUCAAAGUAUUUUCAUUCUUGAGUGGACAAGAAGGGUCAGUAGGUAAACGUGUUUUCUACUAAGAUUGUGACCUGAGUUCCACCCCCAGUUCCCACAGGGUGGAAGAAUAGUUUUUCAAGUUGUUCUCUGAUCUCCAAAUGCCCACUGUGGCAUGCUUAUGCCACUUCUCUAAUAAAUAUUUUCACUUGGCUUGGUAACACCUUUACAGACAACACUUAGGAGUAAGAGACAGAUGAGUCUCUGAGUUCCAGGCCAGCCAUGGGUUACUUAGUGAGAUUCCGAUUAAAAAUAUUUUUAUUCAUCCAAGUAUUUCUUUUAGACUUUAAAAAUAAAACAAACGACAUACCAUUAAUUCAUAGCUUAAGUAAGGUACUAAGUUGUAAAGAAACCAAAAUAAAUCGGAAACACAGUAGUUAGGUAACAUUUGGAAACCUUGCUCAAUAAACAAGGCUAGCCUAGCCAGUGGGAGUCUGUGACUGAGGGCAGGCACUUAGAACAGAAGUGGCUUCUUAGAGCUUGAGUUAUAUCUAGAUACUGGUUUCUUCAAGUACACGGAGGAGGUGAGCAACUGUGUGAGCUUCGUCAUGUAUAUCAUAGAGGAAAAGUAGCACUCCAAGAACAAGAUAUUGUUGACUUCUUAGAAGUUCGCGAGCACGGUCACCUCUGCCGCAAAGGCAUAUCCUGCAAAUGGUUUUUUACAGGACCACUCCAGGGUUUGAAUGGGGAUGCGGUCUCGGCAGCGCGUUCCCUCCUUACCGCUAGGGGGCGAGCGUCCGAAAGCCUCUCUUCCCCGCGCGGACCGGCCUCUCUUGGCGACGCGGACUGGGAGACGGUACUUCCUGUCGGGCUUGCCGGGAGUGGCGCGCUGCUUGCGCGGGUGCUUCUGCCGAGGCUGUGGGGCUCGGUCAGCCAUGGAACAGUCGGGGCCCGGCGAAGUGCCAGGCGCAGACGCGGCGGGACCCGACCCUCAGCUGGCGGUCACCAUGGGCUUCACUGGAUUCGGGAAGAAAGCUCGCACAUUUGACUUGGAGGCCAUGUUUGAGCAAACUCGAAGGACAGCUGUGGAAAGAAGCCGGAAAACACUGGCGGAACCAGUAUUUGGAAGGCUGGGCCAGAGGUGGCUGUCACCAUUGCUUGUUGACCCAGACAGUAUAGAACAUUGUGACAUGCACUGAAUGUGGCUGCUGCUGUUGGCUCCCUGCUUUAAUGAGCUGUAGGAGACACUUACUGAAGCCUUAUUUCCAGCCUGGCUUGAUACCAGAUGGUUGGCAUUUCUAGGUCCCACCUCAGGGUCUUCAGAGGACAUUGGUGCUGUGCUUUCUUUGGAUCUAACUCAGAUCUUUCUUACACUAGAAGAAGGUCUGGAGUCUGGGAACUACUGGAUUUAAAUCAGCGCUGUGAUAGUACUUGUCAUGUUAAUGUGUUUCGUCUUGUUUGUUUAUUUUCUUGUUUUUGUUUGUAGUUUUGAGACAGGGUCACACUCUGUAAUCCUGGGUGACUUGGAACUCCCUAUGUAGACCUAGCUGGCCUUGACUUCUGGCAGUGUGUCUACCUCAGUGUCCUGAAUGCUGAGAUUAUAGGAAUGAGCCACCAAUAUCUUUUUUUUUUCUUUUUUUUUUUUUGGUUUUUUGAGACAGGGUUUCUCUGUAGCUUUGGAGUCUGUCCUGGACUAGCUCUGUAGACCAGGCUGGCCUCGAACUCACAGAGAUCCGCCUGCCUCUGCCUCCCAAGUGCUGGGAUUAAAGGCGUGUGCCACCACCGCCCGGCUCCACCAAUAUCUUGAUCAUAUCCUAAAUUCAAUUUUAAUGAUGGAGAUAUGGGGAUUUUACUGUGUUACCCUGGGUGGGCUUGAACUCAUGAGCCAAGUUAUCCUUUGGUCUCAGCCUUCUCAGUAGCAAAUAUUAUAGGAGUUCACCACUGUGCCCAGUAGUUGGUUUUGGUUUUGAAGUGAUGAAUUGUGGGGCUGGGGAGUGAUGAAGAGCACUUGUUGUUCUUCCAAAGCACCUGGGUGGCAUUCCCAGUACCUACUUGAUGGCUCACAACUCUGAACUCCAGUCCCUGGGAUAUGACGCCCUCUUCUGGCAUCUGUGGAGACUGCACAUAUAUGGUGCCCAGACAUACAUGCAAGCAAAAUAUUCAUACAUAUAAAAAUAAUAAAUAAAAUGCUCAAAAAUUAAAAUGGUGAAUUAUUUAGCAGUAACAUUUAAAAUUUGGUUGGUGAACUUGAAACUAAUAUCUUUGGAAGUAAGCCUUUUAUGUGUGAUGAAAAGGCAGUUAUGUACAUAUAUAGUUUUUUUGGACAGGCUCUCAAUUUAGUCUUGGCUGUCUUGGAACUUGUCAUGGAGACCAGAUUGGCCUGAAACUUAUGGGAUGAAAGGCUUGUGCAAUCACGCCUAUUUUUUUUUAAA